Messenger RNA from Nothobranchius furzeri (turquoise killifish), 2945 nucleotides. It is a transcript of the gene kif3b, whose product is annotated as kinesin family member 3B. The record is from RefSeq and is a predicted model, not a curated record. Lineage: Eukaryota; Metazoa; Chordata; Actinopteri; Cyprinodontiformes; Nothobranchiidae. Gene Ontology annotation, molecular function: microtubule motor activity; ATP binding; microtubule binding. Gene Ontology annotation, biological process: microtubule-based movement; mitotic spindle organization; spindle elongation. Gene Ontology annotation, cellular component: microtubule associated complex.
UGUAGCCGAGGUUACCGCAGUGUUUGCCGUUGCUAGGCCGGGUGUCAUGGUCUUAUUAUGGGCUGUAUGAAACACGAGCUAACGCUAACGGACCUGCUAGCUGCCAAGCGUCAGUAUUUUAACCAGCUGCUGGUCGGAGUGCUGCGGUUAACGGCGGUCAGUUAGCCUAGUUAGCUCAUGUGACCUAGUUAACCGGUUAUCUAAAGCAGGUUUGUGGCUGUGGACAGACAUCUUUACUCUGGUUAAUCAGCAGUACCGGGGAUUAUAAUCUGAACAGGGUCGUUGUGUCCGAAUAACUGGCGUUAAACUCUUAAUUUAACUUCCGGUCUCGGAGGGGUUCGAUCCGCUAACCGGGGUUCUGGUCCCGGACCAGAUUUACAGCUCUUUCAGAUGGUGGGAUGUGUAUUGGUGAACUACUGAAGGACUCGACGUGCUGAGCAGUGAGGUCUGGCAUCUUCUCACCAACAUGUCCAAGAGCAAAAGCUCCGAGUCCGUUAAGGUGGUGGUCCGCUGUCGCCCCUUGAAUGAGAAAGAGCGGGCUGCUGGAUUUGAGCGGAUGGUCUCUGUUGACGUCAAGCUGGGCCAGAUUAUUGUCAGGAGCCCCAGAGAUGCCAGCGAGCUUCCUAAAAUCUUCACGUUUGACUCGGUGUACGACUGGAACUCCAAACAAAUAGAUCUGUACGAUGAAACCUUCAGGCCUCUGGUGGACUCUGUUCUGCUCGGGUUUAACGGGACAAUCUUUGCUUACGGCCAGACGGGGACAGGAAAGACCUACACAAUGGAGGGAAUACGAAACGAUGCAGAGAGGAGAGGGGUGAUCCCUAAUUCCUUUGAGCAUAUAUUCACACACAUCUCACGCACCCAGAACCAGCAGUACCUGGUGAGAGCCUGUUACCUUGAAAUUUACCAAGAGGAGAUCCGAGACUUGCUCUCCAAGGACCAAUCACGGCGUCUGGAGCUCAGGGAGAGGCCCGACAUCGGCGUGUAUGUAAAAGACCUUUCAUCGUUCGUCACCAAGUGUGUCCGAGAGAUCGAGAACGUCAUGAAUGUGGGCAACCAGAACCGUUCGGUGGGCGCCACAAACAUGAACGAGCACAGCUCGCGCUCACACGCCAUCUUUGUCAUCACUGUGGAGUGCAGCGAGCUAGGUGUGGAUGGGGAGAACCACAUCCGAGUCGGAAAGCUCAACCUGGUGGAUCUGGCAGGAAGUGAAAGGCAGACCAAGACCGGCGCCCAAGGGGAGCGACUGAAAGAAGCCACGAAGAUCAACCUGUCUCUUUCGGCCCUGGGAAACGUCAUCUCCGCUCUGGUGGACGGCCGGAGCAGCCACAUCCCGUACCGGGAUUCAAAACUAACCCGUCUGCUGCAGGACUCCCUGGGCGGGAACGCCCGUACUGUGAUGGUCGCCAACAUCGGCCCGGCGUCAUACAAUGUGGAAGAGACCCUAACGACGCUCCGCUACGCCAACAGGGCCAAGAACAUCAAAAACAAGCCGCACAUCAACGAGGAUCCGAAGGACGCGAUGCUCCGGCAGUUUCAGGAGGAGAUUGCGAAGCUGAAGGAGCAGCUGAACAAACGAGGUGGAAAGAAGAAACGUAAAAAGCAGAGGAGGAGAGAUGGAAGUGAUGGUGAGGAUCUGGAAGACGGAGAGACGGAGGACGACGACGAUGAAGGAGGUGACUACUGGAGAGAGCAGCAGGAGAAGCUGGAGAGGGAGAAAAGGGCCAUCUUGGAAGAUCACAGUCUGGUGGCUGAAGAGAAGACGCGUCUGCUGAAAGAGAAGGAGAAGAAGAUGGAAGAUCUGAAGACCGAAAAGGAGGCUGGAGAGAAGCUGACCGCGAAAGUUAAGGCGAUGGAGAGCAAGCUUCUGGUGGGCGGAAAGAACAUCGUGGAUCACACCAACGAGCAGCAGAGGAUGCUGGAGCAGAAGAGGCAGGAGAUCGCUGAGCAGAAACGUCGAGAGCGGGAGAUCCAGCAGCAGAUGGAGAGCCGUGAUGAGGAGACGCUGGAGCUGAAGGAGACCUACAGCUCGCUUCAACAGGAGGUCGAUAUUAAAACCAAGAAGCUGAAAAAGCUCUUUUCCAAGCUCCAAGCUGUGAAGGCGGAAAUCCAGGACAUCCAGGAGGAGCACAUCAAGGAGCGCCAGGACUUGGAACAGACCCAGAACGAGCUCACCCGUGAACUCAAACUCAAGUACCUGAUCAUAGAAAACUUUAUUCCUUUGGAGGAGAAGAACAAAGUCCUCAACAGAGCUUUCUUCGACGACGACGACGAGUGCUGGAAGCUGAAGGCCAUCACCCGGAUUGAGGACGACCAUCAGAUGAUGUCCCGGCCUCGCUCCGCGGUGGGUUACAGGAGGCCUCUGAGUCAGCACGCACGCACCGCCAUGAUGCUGAGUCAUGACACGAGAUAUAAGGCUGAGAACAUCCUGAUGCUGGAGAUGGACCAGCCAGCGCGGACCACCAAGAAGUACCAGGAGCCGGUCAUCGCCCCGAAGGUGGCGGCGGCCCUGGAGGAUGCCCUGAGAGACGAGGACGAGAUCCAGGUAGAUGCUUCGGGCUUUCGCAGCAGUCUGGGAGCAGGUCCUCCUGCGGGCGCCAGCUCCAGCAGCAGCCUGAAGAAACCAAAGUCCGGUCGAACGAGAACGAGCAAGAAGUCGAGCACCCCGACGUCUCCGUUCAGCCCCUCCAGCCCAGGAUCCCCUCUUUACCCACAAGCCCGCGGCCUGGUGCCCAAAUAACGGCUCCUUCCAUCACUACCACCACCCUAACCCACUUUGGGUUCAGGUUGUUAGAAGCUGCUCUGUAGCUAGCAUCACGCUACCCAGCCAGCAGCGUCUCAAACAGCCUGGCUGCAGCGAGGAGCCACACAUCUCCAGCCACGGUUCUGUUUCCUGUUUGCUGUCAGACUGGCUUGUUGCAUUAAACCUGCAGGAUGUUCUGUUU